AUGGAGCCACACGAAACUGAGUCUUCGGCCGACGACGGUGGUGAUCAUGCCGUAAACGCGUCAGAUCUGCUGCACGUCGAUGACGUUUGGACCAGAUACGCUCGCCGCGCAGGCAACACCGAGUCAAAGCCGACCAACGAGACCAUUGAACUUGGGCUUCAACCAAGUACCAAGAAGCGUCCACACGAACACACUCCUGACGAAGACGGAAAAAGAGUUCGCACCAAGACCCAUAGCGCGCCACAAAGCUCAACUACACCUGUCGAUCAGCCGACACCACCUUCAACCCCCCUCGGCGGACCAGCCCCAGACAUCAAGCAGAUCAUGACGAACCUUGCAGCAGUCACUGGUCAGAUUGUUGCAUCUACCAAAGACAAGUCCCCAACUGAUAGUAGCUCUGCCUCUAAGACCAUCGCGGACAAGUUACGAGAAGUGCUUAAGAUGCUUGUUCCUUGCGUAACCGAGGUCCGUUCCAUGGGGGUUCUCGGCGUUGAGGUCUUAGGGCUUGCAAGUUUGGUGGAUUCCUCGCUCGGGCGUGAGGGCAUACUUACCAUCAUCUCGUCGCCCUACGCCAAUAGUAUUCCCAAGCCAAUUGUUCUCUAUUACACCGAUUACUUCGCCGUUGGAGACACAUUCUGGGAUCGGGUGGUAGAGUUUGCGGCUGACCAAACCCUGGAACCUGGUGAGAAAGCCGCUCCAAGCUCACAAGGAAUGGUUUGUGUUGCCUUCCGUUUACAUAUUGUUACAAAAGUGACUCCGGCAAAUAUGUGGACGACAGUUGGCCGACUCAAUGGUGGAAACGGGCUUUCACAUCUACACAAAGACGACCUUUGGAUGCACCUGCAUCUUCACGACAGUGUGCACGGGCCGCUGCCACAAAAUGGGCUACUCAAGACGAACGGCACACCACACGAGUCGCUGACCUAUAGACGGGUCAGAGGUUACAAUCACUGGAACGUCGAUAAGAACGCCCACUUCUCCGCAGUAGAUGCAGUACCACACAUUCCUAGCGAGGGCAUGAAACCUCUGGGACUACUUGAUGAGGACAGUCGCGACCUGCUCAUGGGACUGAAAGCCAAUGCACACAGUCCAGACGGGGAAGUCUUCGUACGUCCAAAAGGUAUGAAUGUGGAUGCGGUCAAGAGCGGCCUUCGACAGGCGAACCAUCAUCUUCCGGGUGAUAUGCCUCGUCCACACAAUGCACAGAGGCGUGAACAUUUGUUCGGUCAAUUACGCACUCAUCCUUCCAAGAAAGAUUCCACGGAUCUUAUACGAGAGUCAAGCACAUUCAGCUCCGCGUACUCGGCAUCAGUUCCCCAAGCAGGAGAAGCCAAGUCUUCGGUUGAUCAGUCUCGAGACCAGUCCUCCAAAAAGGUCAAUCCAUCUCAAGUCAUGUCUCAACCCCGUGACAGCCCGGCAUCACAUUCGCAGCAGCAAGCACAAGCUCCGGUUGCGGUGAGGGAAGGUCGAAACUCUGCGGGCGAAAAGGCCGAUACCACAGCCACAGGUCUACGGGAAGCUCUUUCUCAUGCUAACAUGAAGCUCCAGACCGGUUCAAUCACCAACCAGCCGGCUAUGGCACAAGUUCUGAAUCAGACUCACAGUGGAGCAAUGGUCAACCCCGUCCUCAACGUGACAGAGCAAAACCAAUCGUUAAACAUCAACCAGCCUGUCUCGAACUCAUCAUUUAGCCCGGAAAGGAAAGGUGGCGAUGGAGGCUCUUAG
Alternaria ventricosa is the source of this 1725-nucleotide messenger RNA. RefSeq lists its product as uncharacterized. Lineage: Eukaryota; Fungi; Ascomycota; Dothideomycetes; Pleosporales; Pleosporaceae. The record is from RefSeq and is a predicted model, not a curated record. Bases 1 to 1725 code for a protein of 574 amino acids. The transcript has 2 exons.